AUGGCAGGGCGAGCGGGAGGGCGCGAGCGGCGAGCGGUGCAGAGGAUCCGAUCGAGCGAACUCGUGGCGACGACGAGGAAGAGACAAGACUACGAGGACCAGCAGCAACACGCUGCUCCCUCCGAGGACAAGAGGCUCAAGAGCUCGGAUUUGGCGAGCAGCGCAAGCAUUGUUGCGAAGCGAGGAGGUGGAGCUCGGGGAAGAGGGAAGAAGGCGGAGGGUGGAGCGAAUAGAAAGCAAGCUGUGUGCAUGAACAAUAACAAAGACCAUCAAGAGGAACAGUUCUCGGAAUCCGCAUCCAAGCAUUCAGACGAUGAUGACUUGGACUUGCCUCUUUCGAAGCGACGAAGAACCUCAGAGCGCGGCCAAGAUGAAGAGAUCAAGAAAGAGAUCAAGAAAGAUGAGAAAAUAGAUGUUGCUUUGGUCCGAAAGCAGCUGGCUUCCAUGCUCGACAAAUUGACGAUUGAAGAAAUAAGAGCUUUAACGUCAAAAGCUUGCCGCAGACAACUCGAGCAGCUGAUGGAGCUAGAGGAUGGAAGCUUGGAACGCAUGAAGUCUCAGAUCGAUGAAGAGCUUCUGAAGGUUUAUAACCAAAAGGAGCAAGCUGCCGUAGCAACGAGCGUGCACCAUGGCAAGGAUCAUUCAGAAGGCGAUCGGUCCACUCGCAAGGAAGGGAGGGGAAAGGCAGAGAGAGGUGACAAACAGUCCAAAGAAAACCUUGAAGAGCGAGAAAACGACAAGAGCGCCACGAGCUCCAAGAGUAGAAGUGCAAAGACAAAGGAAGGACGAAAACCACAAACUGUUGACAAGGCUGACAAGGCUGAGAAGAAAUCCAUGGUGGACAUGGUGGACCCAAAGCAGCAAGCGCUGAUGAAGAAGAAAGACAAAGAGGAGUCAGCUGAAGAUGCCAAAUCGCGGCACAAGGAGCUCAAAGAUACGAGGGAGAGCGAGAAAGGGAAGAAAAUGACUUCAUCGGACGUGAAGAGUGGGAGGAAGCCGAAUGAUGGGAAACCGAACCACCACGAGCCCACACAGGACCGAAAGCCAAGAGAGAAGGGGGGCAAACCAGAUGAUGAAUUGAAGGAGGAAAAAGAGGCAAAGUCACAGGACAGAAGCGAGAGCAAGAUAAGGGUCGACAAGAAAGGAGACAUCGACGAAGAGGACGUGCCCCUGUCAACCUCCAUUGACCCCACCAGUCAAAGUGUGCACGCGAGCUCCGAUGAGGGCAAGGUAGCGAAGCAAGAUCAGGAGGACGACGAUGCUGGAGCCGGUGCCAACUUGUUCACUAGAAGAGCAAGCUCAGGGGCCUCGCUUGCAGUCUCCCUCCCUCCUCUCAUCCCCCCUUCCACCGAUUCCUUCCGUUCUAACGAUGCGAACCUCUUCGUCGCCUGCCCCAUCAAGGACCUAGAGGAGCUGCAGAGCAGGGAGAUCGAAAAAUCGUCUGGGGGUGCCCAAGAAACUACCGCCAAGCCCUCGACGUUCGUCCCGUCGAAACCAGCGACUCUUCCUAGUAUUCCAAAGAGGCACAAGGCCAACGCCCCCUCCCUGAGCAGUGGCGACGGGCCAGGCAAGACUGGGGACCUUGCUUCUGAGCUGGAUCAGUACGCGUCCGCACGGCACUUCGGAGACAUCCUCUGUCUGUGGAAUGUUUUGUCGAAAGAACAGGUGGAGGAGUGCUGGAAGCUGAGCAGUGGGAUGCCUGACAGGUUUUCUGAGCUUGUCAUAGUUAAGCACGGAAAGGAGGUCAGGAUCUUCAUUGUCCUUAGCGAUGCCUAA
Molecule: messenger RNA, 1776 nt
Organism: Guillardia theta CCMP2712
Lineage: Eukaryota; Cryptophyceae; Pyrenomonadales; Geminigeraceae
Exons: 6
Coding region: 1-1776 (591 amino acids)
Source: RefSeq, a predicted model, not a curated record